CCCCGCGGCAGGUUCCGGAGGUCGUGGGAUUGAAGAUUUAAAUCCCAAGGUCAUGGCAAGACAUCUGAAGUUCAUUGCCAGGACUGUGAUGGUACAGGAAGGAAACGUGGAAGGGGCAUACAGGACUCUAAACAGAAUCCUCACCAUGGAUGGGCUCAUUGAGGACAUUAAGCGACGGCGGUACUAUGAAAAGCCUUGUCGCCGACGACAGAGGGAAAGCUAUGAAACCUGCCGGCGGAUCUACAACAUGGAAAUGGCUCGCAAGAUCAACUUCUUGAUGCGAAAGAAUAGGGCGGACCCAUGGCAUGGCUGCUGAGGCCUGUGGGUAGUAGGCCCAGUAUGAAGCUCCCUAUCCAGCUGUCCCCUUCCUAUCUCAAAGCCCAUUUGUUCUUACCUUUUUUUUAUAAUAAUAAUCUCAAUCACAUAUACGCAAGAA
Molecule: messenger RNA, 436 nt
Organism: Hyaena hyaena (striped hyena)
Lineage: Eukaryota; Metazoa; Chordata; Mammalia; Carnivora; Hyaenidae
Product: 28S ribosomal protein S21, mitochondrial-like
Exons: 1
Coding region: 53-316 (87 amino acids)
Biological process (GO): translation
Cellular component (GO): ribosome
Molecular function (GO): structural constituent of ribosome
Source: RefSeq, a predicted model, not a curated record